ACGUGAAGCGCGCACUCUGGUUUGUGCAACCUAUGGUAUAUGGUAUAUGACUUUGGAUGUUUUGUUGACAUACUGUAAUAUUGUCGUGCGCUGUACUCGUAAAAGUAGCUAAGCUGCCGCAUUUCGGUGAGGUUUCUUGAGUUUCGUUCGUUACGAUGGACCGUUCGAUUUUGACAAUGUCAUCUAACAACACAAUCUCACCGAAUUGUUUGAAACUUGUUAAGGCUUCUUCUGAUGACCGUGAUGCCCGAGUCAUAUCAUCUCGGAUGGGUAUGACUGUUCCGGAAUUCAUGAACGUUCUGGGUUAUUCGAGCACUACUGAACAAAAUGUAUCUAAUUCAAGUAGUUUGGUAUGGCCCAAACAUACAGAAUUAGAGGUCAGAGAUCCUUGGUCAUCAGUUUAUCAAUAUGAACCUACUGAUGUCAGCUGGUGCAUUCGUUUUAAAGCACUAGGGUGUUAUAACUUUAUCCCACCUCCUUUCAUAAACCGCCCGCACAAAGUGCCAACAACUCCCAUCCCGGUCCCUGAUUUUAACAAAAGUACGCCUACAAUUGACCAAGUAUCUCCCGGUAGUAGGACAAUACAUACACUCCAGAAGAUAUGUACAUCCGAAAAAUCAAAUGUGGCCUCAGAGACUAUCACAUUAGCUGAGCGUCAUAAGCUAUGGGAAGAUCUGUUAUUGUCUGAUAGCGAAGAAGAAAAUGAAGAGAAACCAAGACCAAGAACAUCGUCUAGAACUAUUGCCGUGGAGACACCAGUGGAUAACGGUGAUAUGUUGAUCAAGCCAGGUGAUAAAAGCACGUCGGAGAGCCUUUCCAUUCUCAAUCAUGCACUACGUCCACCACCACCUUUCGUCAGUCCACUCUCCAUUCUAAAUGGUGACGGUUCUGGAACAGAAUCUCCUAUUCCAAAUACUCAAAAUGGCUUUAUAGAUCUACCGCAAAUUGAUGUCAGUAAACAAAAUCCUCUUGACUCGAAGAUAUCUGGGCGUAUUUCUGAGGCUCCGACCGAGUGUGUUGUGAGCAAAUCUGAAAAUCCAAUGUACUUAUCUGGAAGUCGACCGUCUCCUUUAACUACAGAAAAUCCAUUACGAAAACAUUAUCCAGAAGAUUUGAGGACGUCAGUUCCAAUCAACAGUUCAAGUGAUAAUAACAACAACUUCUCUAGCAGGUUGACAACAGUUACAAGCACUACGACUCCAAAAUUGACAAUACAGAAACCGAUUCCAGUGUUGAGUGAUAAAUCCAAUUCCAACCAUGAUAUCGUAGUUAAGCCCCGUACUGAUACAAUAACAAAGGGGGCAAGCGAAUAUUUCAAUGAGCAUUGUAAGGGUCCUGAAACCAAAAAAAAUUUCAUCCAACGUUUGCUUUUAGAAUCAGAACAGUUUUUAACUCAGAAAGACUGUCUGAUCACAGAGCUCAGCCCAAUCCAUCAUAAUGACCCAGUUAAUAUACUUACAAAACCAUCUCAGGUAAUUGAAGAAAAAUCUGUGUUUACUGAACAAAAGUCGGAAAACGUAACCAAUUCUCCUAAUGCUCAUCGAACACCAUCAGAUGAUUCUAAUUCAAAAAUCAACUGCAAAUCAUCGCAUCAAGAAUGUACUCGCUCAGAUGGUAAGAAUGUAACACCUGAAAAAUCAAAAACAAUGGGUCACCAAUCGUUGUUCCAUUCUAACCGUCGAAAAGAUGUUGAAAAAGUAGAAGCUCGAACUGAAGAUAAGACUUUUAAACUUAAUUCUGUUUUCGUUACUCAGGAAGGAUCGAAUGAAUCAUCCACUAACCGUAAUUGCCUUUCUAGUUUAUCAUGUGCCGUUGAUGAAUACAUCCCACCUACUGCAAACUUAAUACCAGUAUUGGCGAAACCUAUCGAUACAUUAGAAAAAGAGCUCAACAGAUCAGAUGUCAAUGGAAUCACGGAAAAGAAGACGGGUAUUAAUGAAGUUCAGAAUCUUCCUACAAAUAUGGAUCAAUCUCAUAGUUAUAUGAAUAAUUCCAGUAGCAUGCCACCGCCAGCUCACGAUUCCACUGGUAAGAAGCUAAAAAGGCGAUCAAAAUGCAGCUCAAAACUUACAGUAUCCAAGGAGUCAGUCACAACAUCUAGUUUUGAGUUAUCUACUUAUGAACAACCACAAAAUGAUUCCGAUAUGAAGAAGGAUAUAGAUGAUUCUGUUUCCUUAGUUCAGAAUACUGUGGGUAUUUAUCCCCUUCGUGAUAUCCCGUUUGAUUGUUGGAUAUUUUCUGACUUGACGGUAACCAAAGUUCGUAAUAAAAUACAACAGUCCUUCUCUCGGACGUCAAGUUCCUCACCUAAAAAUGAAGAGGUUCCCAUUAACUUUUCCUCGUCUGAUUAUCAUUUAAUUAAGAAAAUGAGAGAUAUUUUGCGUGGUGCUGUUGAAAAUGACAGUUCAGUAAUCUCCAGGACCAACCAGAGUAGACGUACUCGUUCCAGGUCACUUACAGGUAUUUUGCUCGUCCCACCACCCAGUUUCACUGCAUCAUCUGAAACGAAACAAUCACCCCAUCUGGCAGACGAACCUUCGUCUCAUAAGAGUUAUCAUGAUAUUUACACAAUGACGUCGCCUCAUCUUAAUCGAACUACCAUCUUAAAUGAUGUAGAUGUUCAAUGUGACAUAUGGCCUAGUAGUAGUAAUAAUAAUAAUAAUUUGAUAUCUAGUCGUUUUGUUUCACAGUGUUCCGUUGGUAUAAUUAGCACUCCUACUCAAAAGCCUCUUGGUACUGUGCCCCCAAUUCUCCGUGAUCCAGUCUGUGAUCUUACUAACUUGUCAUCAAAUAUUGUUCAGAAUUUACCGCAGUUGGGUAGUCAAUCACUCUCAUGUAUGAAUCUCUCUGAUAGUUUGCUCUUUAUUGAGGAACAAUUUGGCAGGAUCAUCAAACAGGAGAAUGAAAAACUACAGGAUAGUAACCCAUCGAGUGAAAUAUUCAAAGCAGAAGAAUGUAAAUUCGAAGCAUCUAAAUGCUGGAAAGCGUUAGUUAGCGCUAUAUCCUCUUGUUCUCGUGAUAAUAGUUCUAGUGAAGUACCAAAUCGUUCACAGAUGCUUCUUAAUUUACAACCGCUUCAUGAAUAUCCAGUACAAAUGACUAGAUCAGUAAAACACUAUUUAGCUGCUGCAUACAUCUUUGAAUCGAAAAAUGAAAUACUCAGGGCUAUUGAUAUGCUUACUGAAGCAGCUAAUCAGAUUCAACAUUGUGUUCGUCGAAUGCAUCGAGUCGAAGCAAAAUUAACUAAACGUCGUAAUCAUCGAACUGAAGUAGGGAAUUCUCCUGAUACAAAUGAAUUAACAAUCAAAGUUAAACGCGAUGCUAGUUGGAUGUACCUAUGGUAUUAUGUUUUAAUGAGAAUCAAAGCUGCCGUUGGAUUUCAUACAUAUCGUCUAAGAUUACAGUCGAUAGACAACUUGCGUGAAGAGAUAGAUGCAAAUCUUUCCGUGGUAAAACAGCACAUUCCUAACAUAAAUGAUAAUAUUAGUUUGCCAAAAGUUUCGGAUAGUCCUUCAUCAAAACCAUCUUCAAUUAAGUCGAAAGUUACAUCUAAUUCGUCUUCUGAAGGCGAGAAUUUGAAGAUGUUGGAAUCUUUAGUUGUCCAGUUUUCUCGUUUUAAUCAAUUAACAUCUUGUGUAUAUAGUGCAAUGAUAGAAUGGCAACAGGCUGAUGAACUAGUUACAAAGGUUCCAUAUCUUAAAUCAUCCGUUGGACGUAAAUCAGAAGGUUCAACUGACACUGUCGGUUAUACUUCAUUUUCAGGACAUUUAAGACCAAUUCAUACUAUAGAUAUUGACAUCGCCAGUUCAUCAGAAGGAGCAUAUAUCAAUACUUCUCAAAUUCCCAUUCUUAUUUUGUUACGUUAUAUGGAUGGAAUUUUUCAUGUUCAUCCACUUAUUAUUGAUCAGUUGAAACAUCCUUCUAUACAAGAAUCAUCUCAGUUGAAAAAUAAUAGUUCAAGUGAAAUUCAAAAUCUAUCUACUGUUUCACAAGAACAAAAGUUUGUAACUCCGAAUUCCACCUUGAUAACUGACUCAGUUCCAGUAUCUGAUACGAUUUUGUCGACAGUCUCUAGAACUCCUAACAAACAACACCAGCCAUCAAAUAAUUUUGCACAAUCAAAGUUCGAAAAUACUGAAGCUAAUAACGUUAGCUGCCAUUCAGAACCUCCCAGUACUCAUGGUAUCAGUGAGCGGCUUUUGAAAAAGAAGUCUCACAAGAAACACUUUUCUGAUGCUAACCCGUCCCCAAGCUUAGUUUCUUCAUCUGUUGCGAAACAAUUCUCACUUCAUCAUUCCAGUGCUUUAGAUGAAAACUGUUCUGAUACCUCUGUACCUUCCUCUAAGCCUGAUAUACCCAAUAUUCCUAAACGGAAAUCUAAAAGACGACGUUUACUGCAGUCCAAUGAGUCAACAGAUAUAUUACCCUUACCUAUAGAUGCUUCUUCAACUAAUACAGAUACUGAUUUGGAUAGUUAUGGACGAUCAGCUCCUUUUAAUAAGUGCAAUGUAUCACCUGGGAAAAAAUCCCAUAAGCCUAAAACUGUACGUAAAUUAAAUAACCUCGAUCCAGAGUGCUUUGAAAAUCGGAAGCUCGAUCGUAUUGAUAACUCAAGUUCACAGGAACGUGGAUCGUAUGCAGAUGGUCACUUAUUUUCCACAAAAAAAUCAAAACGAUCGCACACACACACGGAACAUUUAAAACCUAAUUGUAAUAUGGUUUCACAUCCUUGUAGAAUUAUUGCUUCUGAUGAUCAGUCGCCUGGUGCUUCUCCUCCUCCAUCACGAAAAUUUUGUCGCAGCAAGAGUGUAGCACCGAUCGCACCGAAAUCUCCUUCUAGUCAUAUCAGUUCACUUUCAAAUGUACCUAAUGUAAAUUGUCCUAUUUCAGUUGAAGAUAAUACUUAUCAGCCGAAAAGAAUUAAACCAUUACAUUCUAAAGUACACGGUCGACGCAUUUCCGAUUCUCAAUCUCCUGAUUCUGACUCUUUCCCAACACCAACCUAUAAACCAUCGAUCCCCGUAGAUUCUCCAGAUGCAAAGAGCAAACAUGGUCAACGUCGCCGUUCUCGUUCAGUUCAUCUUUCAUCAUCAAGGCGAAAAAAUGAGUCACCUGUAGAAGUCCCUAGCAAUGUUAACGCAUCUGAGUUGUCACAAGACUCCAUAGGUUACAGUCCAACUAAAAGAAGUCUAAUAAACGGUGGCGCUUCAAAUAUACCUGACGCAAAUACUUUACCUGUUUAUCAUGUUUCUCACAUUUCCCCAAGUCCACCUCCUAAGUCACAACAUAAAAACAAGUCUAGUAACAGUCAAAAUGAUUUAGUUCGAUCUAAAAGUUCUCACCAUUCUAACUUUAAAUCACAAUCAUCAUCUGAAGUCCCACCAUUUUAUGCCCGUUGGAUUAAGGAGCCUUCUAGUACGGAUCGCUUUUCUGGUACUUCAUCAAAUAAUAGUAGUAAUAGCAAAAAACACCACGCACAAUGGUAGCUUGUAUACGUAGAGACAGUUCCUCUUUCAAAAUUUAGAAAUGUUAAUACCAACAUAUUUAUGAUCCUGACUUUUGGAAUUUAUCGGUCUUUCAUCACAUAACAUUGUAUCAUGUUGUGAAUUGUAUUAUCUUCAGUACGCACUCAAUAUUAACUUUUUUUUCUUUCCUACUCGUAUUUUUUCUGUUUUUCACUGGGCUAUUUUGAAUAGUGAAUUUCAACUGUAUUUUACGAUUAUCAACCUACUGAUUUCAGUACAAUUUCUUUCUAAAUAUGUGCUGUAAAUCAUCUUAUUUCUCCUUUGACAAUACCUUAAUAGAUCACUGUCAAAAGUCAUCAGGUACAUUAUACUACCCUAACUACCGCAUUUGAUAAUUCAAAGUAUAUUAAUCUAACUAUUAUUAUGUCACCGAAUUGCCACAUUUAUAAUAAAAAACUUCACUAUCCCCCUGUUAGCCUUGUUCUUUAUUAUACAUAGAAUACUUUCUGCAAAAUGGAAAUUUAUAUCAUUCAUUAUUUGGCUUGAUCGGUUGCUUAAUUUCAGUAUUUCAAUUCUUUUUGUUAGAGAAAUAAAUAUAUACAUAUAGAAGUGUUUUUCCCUGUAUACAAUUAUUCCCGAACAUAUAUAUUUUCUAUUUACUUAUACAUAUAUAUAAUUCAGUGAUAAAAUCAGGGUUGUUUUCCUCGUCAAUCGUGUUCCUCUCCUGCCACUUCUUUUGUUUUGUCUCAUGUACUUUUUUCACACGUUUUAGUGUGACUUUCCUUCGCUAUGAUCAUGUCAAUAAAACUGGUUUAAAAGAAUCAAGAUUAAAUGACAAAUUACAUAAAUGUAUUUUUGUUUUUCCUAAGUCUUCUCCUUGUCCUUUCUUUCUUUUUGUUGUUACUAUCGUUUUCUGCCUUUUCUUAUUUUUAAAGAAUUAUUUUGUAGCAAAAAUGACAGUUGGAAUAAGAGUGAAUGAUAUUCUGUUUGAUUUAACCUUAUGCCUUUUUGUUGAUUUCUAUGAUAGUUUGGUGGAUUUAAUAGAAGUAACGUCUGUAUAUGAAAAGACAUGGUGAUAUUGUCUCAGCUUUAAAUGUAUAUAAACGUGAAUUGUAAGUAUAAUAAGUAUAACAGGCAUUAUUUUGUAUAA
Molecule: messenger RNA, 6615 nt
Organism: Schistosoma spindalis
Lineage: Eukaryota; Metazoa; Platyhelminthes; Trematoda; Strigeidida; Schistosomatidae
Source: the annotation of a GenBank genome assembly